UCUCUGAUGUUGUGACAUUUCACCCUUCAACGCUGUCAAAAGUGAGCGGAUGUAGGCAAACCACUUUGCAGCAUCCGCUCCAUCGGGAAAUGAAACCUGCACGAGGUGUCAUCAUUUGACUAAGAAAAAAAACGGAGGGGAAAUAAUUUUUUUCUUCUUUUUUGCUGACGACUGACUAGCUCAAGGAUGGCAGGAAGUCCUGAGCAUAAUCAAGGCAAGGAAUCUGGGCAUUCAAGCAUUCGCAUCCAAAGUUACUUACGCGGAGGAACCUCCAGCUUGCUGUCCACCCUUCCCACCCUUGUCGUCUUUCCUGUCUACAAGACCAUUUUCCGCCAACAAAUCCACAACACCCCAGUUCAGCAGGCGGUGAGGCAGCUCUGUAAAGAGGGGCCUAGGAAGCUCUACAGGGGUGUGGCUCCACCACUACUGAUGAGGACUCUGAAUGGCACAUUACUCUUUGGCCUCCAGGACACACUGCUCCAUCUGCUUUCACCAUCAUCUCAAAAUGUCAUCCCUGACGCUGCACUCCCAGCUCUGGCGGGGUUUGGUGCAGGUAUAGUGGAAGCUGUGGUCUUUACCCCCUUUGAACGAGUCCAAAAUGUCUUGCAGAAUGGCCAGAACGACCAUCUACCCUCCUUAAAGAGUGUUCUUACAAAGUUGAAGGAGCAGAGGAUGGCGUCGGGCUUCUACAGGGCCUUCCUGCCAGUCACAGCCCGCAAUGCCCUCGGCAGCGCCCUCUAUUUUGGCCUGAAGGGGCCUGUGUGUGACAUUGUUGCAGGACAGGGGCUCCCUCCACUGGCCUCCUCCUUCCUCUCAGGAACGCUGACUUCAAUGGCAAUCAGCUUGGCUCUGUACCCGCUGUCAGUGCUUGUGGCAAACAUGCAGGCACAAGUUGGAGGAGAGGUGAAAGGCAUGCUGGCAUGCUGGAGAGUGCUGUGGAGAUCUCGGCAUCAGGGUGUGGUUCUUCUGUACCGGGGAGGUUCUCUUGUUAUUUUGAGGUCAUGCAUCACGUGGGGAAUCACCACGGCUAUUUAUGACAGACAGGAAAAGGGCUAACCACGAUGAGCAGGUUAAAAACUGUUAGUCUUUGACAUUGGUGUAAGUAGUUUUUGGGGAAUAGUUUGACAAUAUAGAUUAUUUUGUUCUUUAGUAAACAUACAGUUCUACCAAUGCACAUAUUUCAAAUGAAUUUCAUGCUCGAGCUAGACCCUGAGAUAUAGUCUUUAGAGGAAAACUCUGCAUAGUUCAUUUGAUAAUAUAACAUACUCAUAAGGGAAAACUGACAGCAGCUCUGCCAAGACUUAUGCUCUGGUGAAUAUUUCCUGUGAACCAGAGUUCCUGUGUGUGCUAGAAAUUAAAUAUGGUGCUGAUGAACCACAGGUGCCUUUUAUUUAUGUGUUUGUUUUUGUUUUUUAUGUUAUGUUCUUAAAAGGAAUUAUAAUUAUUUUCUUCAUACUGGAAAGUACAACUCAGACAGUGAAAAUAGGAGCGCCAUAUCCCUGUGGUUUAUGUGUUUCUCCAUUUUAACUUUUAUUACUAGCCACUAGAAAUCACAUUAUUACAUUUUAAUAAUGCCUAACACAGGUCGCUAGAAAGGCUUGGAACCAGGACAACAUGGAAAAUGAAUGAAAUGAAGCUAAUGACGUUCAGGAAGGUUCCUAACUUAAGUGUAAUGAACACGGAGUAUCUCAGUGGGAACCAUAACAGCAAAUCAAAUUGUGUAACAAACCUUCUGUGAUUCUUUGAUGUCCUUGAGCAUUAGAAAACCUGGAGCAUCUCCUAUGAAAUGAAUGGAGAUGAUCCCAGGGGCUGCGACUGCGUACAGUGACACGGUUAUAUUCAUCUAGUCCUGUAUGAGACUUGUGCAGAAUAAACAUGAGACGCGGAGGGUGAGUGUGAGCAGGCGGCAACAACAUAUUUCAUUUUUGUACUGUAUCGAGAAAAACUCUCUAAAGCAUGAAUGAUCCUGAUGUAUGCUCUGUUUGUAUCUAAAUGGAUAUGAAAUUAGAUACAGAGUAUCAUAUUGGCUUAUCUGUGCUCUCUUAUUGCACUCAUCCUGUCUGAAUGAUUUAAACAGGUUGUACAUCUUCCUUUGUACUGUAUGUUUAACGGGUUGGCUAUAGACAACAGUAUAAAAGUGUCUUUUUCUUGCAACCUAAUGCUUUGAUCAAAACAAGCCAUCUUAAAACCUGCUGGUUGUUGUAUUAUUGGUAUUUUGUAGCAUCAGUCUCAGGUAGAGUUUUUGAUGGAGUAUUUUUUUGCCAGGAUUGUCGAUUUAUUAUAAUUAUUCAAGUUUAUGUUUUAUACUUUUUUUCUAUACACUGAACGUUUUGUUGUUGACUUUUCUGUGUGGUGAAGGUACUUCUCUUACUCUUAGCCAUUAAGUCCCAAGUGGGCUUUUUCAUCUUUAAGCAUAACAUAUUUUUUCUGUUUGUAUUUAAAAAUGUAGACACAUAUAAGAUACUUACAUGUUCAGAUUACCUUGUUUCUACAAGCUGAAAUGUUUCUUUGAAAGUGAGAUGAAGCAACCCUACAUCCUGUACAUAUAGGCUAUAAUGAUUAAAGGGUUAUGAAGGACUAUUAAUAUUUAAUGCUUCAUUGGUCAGCACUGUUGCCUCAAUGUUGCAAAGCUCUUUUGCUUGUCUGAUGCCUUUCGGUGUGGGGUCUUCAUGUUCAGACCCGGCCUGUUCAAAUGUGCAACUAUAUCCAGGUUUGUUGAACUAGAUUGCUGCAUCUCUGUUAUCAAAUCUGGGGUGCACCCUGUCUCUUGGCAUGGAGUCAGUGAGCAUGCAUAUAUAUAUAUAUAUAUAUAUAUAUAUAUAUAUAUAUAUAUAUAUAUACACACACUGUAAAGAAGAUAAACAGUGUAUAAAGUGUGUAUGUGUAAAGUUAUUGAAGAAUGUAUACUACCCCCCCUCAACUUGCUCUAAUAAACAGUAUUCACUUGU
This is a messenger RNA of Cololabis saira (Pacific saury), 2948 nucleotides long. Its product is annotated as solute carrier family 25 member 53-like. Bases 187 to 1056 code for a protein of 289 amino acids. The record is from RefSeq and is a predicted model, not a curated record. NCBI's taxonomy places the organism in Eukaryota, Metazoa, Chordata, Actinopteri, Beloniformes, Belonidae. The transcript is spliced from 2 exons.